AUGACACGGAACGUUACUCGUUUUUUUUCAGCGGUGCAAACUAUAGUGAUAUCUAAAGUCUCCAAUAAAGAAAUCAUCACUUGGAUUGAAACGAGAGCUAUUAUAACUGUGGGCUCGUUCAUACCCGACGAACAUCGCAAAACGAACUGUCAGCAAAUAAAUUUCUCAACACAGUCGGAGAUGGAGUGCAUACGGGUCCACGAAAAGCAGCAAACUUUAGCCUCGAUGUGGCGAACACCGCAGAAGCAGCAAACUAAUUCUUUGUCGACGACGACGCCACCAUCAUCAUCAUCACCGCAGAAACAGCAACCGCAGCAAGCUAACUCUUUGGCGUCGUCGAAGACACCACCAUCAUCAUCAUCACUGCCGCAGAGACAGCAACAGCAAACUAACACUUUGGCGUCAUUGACACCACCACCACCAUCAUCGUCGCAGAGGCAUCAACAGCACAUCGGUAACAAAUUAAUCGGUUUCCGAUCAUAUGUUCUUGACGGGUAA
This is a messenger RNA of Ambispora gerdemannii, 498 nucleotides long. The record is from the annotation of a GenBank genome assembly. Lineage: Eukaryota; Fungi; Glomeromycota; Glomeromycetes; Archaeosporales; Ambisporaceae.